Messenger RNA from Lodderomyces orthopsilosis Co 90-125, 858 nucleotides. RefSeq lists its product as uncharacterized. The record is from RefSeq and is a predicted model, not a curated record. Bases 1 to 858 code for a protein of 285 amino acids. The transcript has a single exon. NCBI's taxonomy places the organism in Eukaryota, Fungi, Ascomycota, Pichiomycetes, Serinales, Debaryomycetaceae.
AUGUUCAGACUAGUACGAUUGGGAAGAACUGCUCUUACCCCAAGAUUGAAUGCCAACUUGGGACCAGCUACAAGGGUACCAAUUCAAACUUGCCGUAGAAAUUAUGUCAUUGUCCACAAAGAUUUAUCCAAAACUAAAAAGGAACCAAGAAUCAGAUAUAUUGCGUACUUAGUGGCAGUAUCGUGGGUCGCUAUUUGGUUUGUUUCAGGUCAAGUGGACAAGAAGAAACCGAAGCAAUACAUGACAGAACGUGAAUUUCAGGAAUAUGAACAAAGCACGGGAAUAAAAAGAAGACACAAGUUAAUUGGAUCCGAUUUGAACUCAAAGUAUAAAUUCUAUGUUAUUCCUUAUAUUUAUUCAGAUAAAGAGUUGGAGAAUAUAAAAUCCAGCUUGAAAAAGGCUGACCCAUCAAGGAAGAUUGUUGUUUUAGAUCCUUCAAAGUUGGUUGCCGAUGAAAAAGCCGACGAAACCAAGCGUUACUCUGCUUUGAUUAAUGAUUUAGAUGCUUCUCAUAAACCUUACCCUCCCGGGUUAAUUACAGCAAUUUUGAAAAACCACAUUCACUUUUUGAUGAACACCAGGGAAGGCACUUUCGACACGAACUACAUCAUCAAAAAUUAUCCUCAAACCACAAGUGAAGCCAUUAAAUUUGAAAACGAUGUGUCUGAUAUUAGCAAGUGUUUGAUAUUGCACUUUGACAUGUUGAACGAGCUACCAAAACAAAAGAAUGACGAGGAAGUGAGAAGUAUCAGGAAUGUUGAAGGGUAUUUCGAUUCAGUUGGUAAGUCAAAAUCCUUGGUUUCCAAAUUUGAUGAAAUGGAUGCAAAGUUUGAAGAGAUUAUGUUAGAGGAUUACUAA